Messenger RNA from Musa acuminata AAA Group (dessert banana), 1829 nucleotides. RefSeq lists its product as uncharacterized. NCBI's taxonomy places the organism in Eukaryota, Viridiplantae, Streptophyta, Magnoliopsida, Zingiberales, Musaceae. Bases 745 to 1644 code for a protein of 299 amino acids. The record is from RefSeq and is a predicted model, not a curated record. Gene Ontology annotation, molecular function: transporter activity. Gene Ontology annotation, cellular component: membrane. Gene Ontology annotation, biological process: transport. The transcript is spliced from 6 exons.
GAAAAAACCCCAAUCCCUUUAGCAUUUGGUCUGUGUUUUCCUCUCAGUGGAGGCAGCGAGCGAAAUCCAUCGACACGGUAUCGAUUCUUCUUCGAUGUUGUGGACGAUUGUGAAUUGGAUGAUCACUUUUAUUCCAUUAUAUCUGUCGAAGCAAUCAUCAGUCCUUGAAAAGAAUCGGUAUCUUGAGAAAGUCUAGAAUUCUCUAGUGCUGUGAGCUUGCUGCGCUGAGUUGAAUUGGUACCCGUUAAGGAAUCGAUUCCACAUCAAAAUUGCGUGAGGGCUUGUGAUUUUAAGAAUCGAAAUUAUAUUUCAAAUCCAUCAUUUCGAGAGAGUGGUAAUCGAAUUGGCACGGAUUAGGGCGUUAUAGUCGGUGAAGCUGUCCAAUCUUGCACUUGAUAGGUGGCGCAGCUGCGUUGCAUCACCUUGGAGGAGAGCUUGUGGGUGGAGCACGGGCUGUGGGUGGAGCACGGGCGGGCCCCUCCACUCGAUGAGAGAAGCGCUGUAGGCGUGUGGCCGAGUGUACAUCUCGGGAAGUGACUGACACUGGUGGUCGCCGCUCUUCAGAGGAGCCGGGACAGAGGGCCUCAUCCGAGGCACAUCGCACAUUUGAGCGCACCCCAUAUCGUCCCAACCUAGUUCCGCUUUGCCCAUUGCUGCCGUGGGGGUCGACAGUAGAGUCCCCACUCAUUAACAGCUUCGAGAACACAGAAAAAGCUGAGAGCUUUUUUGUUCUUUUACGAAGCAAUGUUUCCACAAAUGGAUCUGACGAAGAUGGACCCUGGAACACUCACUUUACUAGGGGCAGCAUGCUGUGUGAUUCUGACCAUGCAUUUCACCAUACAGUUACUAUCGCAACAUCUUUUCUAUUGGAAAAAUCCAAAGGAACAGAAGGCUAUAAUAGUUAUUAUCCUUAUGGCUCCUUUGUAUGCUAUAGACUCCUUCGUUGGUUUGGUAGAUAUUCAGGGCAGCAAAGCCUUUUUCACUUUUCUGGACUCUAUUAAGGAAUGUUAUGAAGCUCUUGUGAUUGCCAAGUUCAUGGCUUUGAUGUAUAGUUACUUGAACAUUUCUCUCAGUAAGAACAUUGUGCCAGACGAAAUUAAAGGAAGGGAGAUCCAUCAUUCUUUCCCUGUAUCUCUUUUUCUGCCUCACACUAUCCGGUUAGAGCGCCAUACAUUGAUGCUUCUAAAGUACUGGACAUGGCAAUUUGUUGUAAUUCGGCCUGUCUGCUCCAUUCUAAUGAUUGCAUUACAACUUCUUGGGCUGUACACCACUUGGAUCAGCUGGACUUUCACCAUCAUACUGAACAUUUCAGUUUCCAUGGCAUUGUAUGCGUUGGUGAUUUUCUACCAUGUGUUUGCUAAGGAACUGGCACCACAUAAGCCUCUAACGAAAUUCAUGUGCAUCAAAGGAAUAGUCUUUUUUUGCUUCUGGCAGGGAGUUGCACUCGAUGUGUUAGCUACGGCAGGAGUAAUUAGAUCACAUCAUUUCUGGCUGGAUGUAGAGCAUAUCGAGGAAGCCAUACAAAAUGUCUUGGUGCUUUUGGAAAUGGUGGUUUUCUCUGUCCUCCAGCAGUAUGCUUAUAAUGUUGCUCCUUAUACAGGAGUUGAUGCAAGAAAGUCCAUAUCUGACAAGAAGAACGAGUAAUGAUGUUCCAAAAGCUAAGAUACAUAAGUCCCCAUCUUAUAUUAUUUCGUUGCUUUUGUGCUUCGUUCCCAUUUUGUCUUCUGGAAGUUGAGAUUAUAAUAUAACUCUUUGGAAUAGAACAGAUGUAGUAUGUGCUCAUAUUUUGAACAAAUAUGUUGCAGAUCCUUCUGUCGUUGCAUCCUUUA